Molecule: messenger RNA, 7531 nt
Organism: Neofelis nebulosa (Clouded leopard)
Lineage: Eukaryota; Metazoa; Chordata; Mammalia; Carnivora; Felidae
Gene: MDC1
Product: mediator of DNA damage checkpoint 1
Exons: 15
Coding region: 391-6174 (1927 amino acids)
Biological process (GO): positive regulation of transcription initiation by RNA polymerase II
Cellular component (GO): nucleus
Molecular function (GO): protein binding
Source: RefSeq, a predicted model, not a curated record
UUCUCUUCUCCUCUUAGUAUGAGAUCAUGAAAUAGAUGAUUUUAUCAUCCUUUCUACACCUCUUGAAAGACCUUGGUCAACCUUUAAGAUAGUUAACAAAACAGUUCUCUCUCUUCGCCUACGGAUCCUUAGGAAAAUGACCUCCAAAUGUCCAUCAGGGAUGUAUUCUCAGGGAGCAACAGACAUGACUUCUACUAAAAAAGCCAAAUCAGAAGGAAAUGAAGUUCCAUGAGGGAGUCCUCAAGCGCCACGCCUACGGGCCGGUCUCCAAACUGCAGCCUCCAGCCACGACUGCAACCCACACCUCAUUUUCAUUUCUCAUGAGUCAGCGGACUCCAUGUCUCGGAGGACCGGGGAAGGGCUCUCUGGUUGCAGUAAGCGCAUCCGGCAAUGACUAUGGUCAUGGAAGACACCCAAGCUAUUAACUGGGAGGUUGAGGAAGAGGAGGAGAAAGAGAUACCCAGUGAAUCCUUGGGGUGUAGCUUGGAGCCCGUAGGACGACUGCAUAUCUUCAGUAGUGCCCAUGGACCAGAAAAAGAUUUCCCUCUGUAUCUCGGGAAGAAUAUGGUAGGCCGAAUGCCUGAUUGCUCUGUGACCCUGCCCUUUUCAUCCAUCUCCAAACAACAUGCAGUGAUUGAAAUCUUGGCCUGGGACAAGGCACCUGUCCUUCAAGAUUGUGGCAGCCUCAAUGGUACUCAAGUCCUAAGGCCUCCUAAGGUCCUAAGCCCAGGGGUGAGUCAUCGGCUGAGGGACCAGGAGUUGAUUCUCUUUGCUGACUUGCCCUGCCAGUACCAUCGCCUGAAUGUUCCCCUGCCCUUUGUUUCCCGGGGCCCUCUAACUAUAGAAGAGACACCCAGGGUACAGGGACGAACUCAACCCCAGGGACUCCUGUUGGCUGAGGACUCAGAGGAGGAAGUAGAUUCUCCUUCAGAAAGGUGUGUGGUGAAAGAACCAAGAACCUGCCCUCUAGCUGCAGUGGUUCCAGAGAGUGAUGAAGAGGGGCCUUCCCCUGCCCCAGAUGGCCCUGGGCCACCUUUUGUAUUCAACCUGGACAGUGACACAGAUGAGGAAGAAAGUCAACAUCCAGCAUCAGGAGAGGCCUCCUCAACUGCCAGAGGAGGCUCCACUACAGAGACAAAACAGUCUACAGCUAUGGCAACUGAAAUCCAGCUUGAAAAGAAUCAGUGUUCAGUAAAAGAGAGAAACAAUGACACAGAAGUUGAAAGGGAUGCAAGGAAUGGGGUGGUUUCACUUGGGGUGAUACUGGAGAGGAACCAACCUACUGGGGAAGACAGUGACACAGAUGUGGAUGAUGAGAGCAGGCCUCCAGGAAGGCCUGCUGUGGUCCAUUUGGAAAGGGCUCAGCCUUCUGACUUCAUAGACAGUGAUACUGAUGUGGAAGAAGAAGAGAUCCCUGCAACCCCAGCUGUAGUUCCUAUGAAGAAGAGGCAAAUCUUCCAUGGAAUUAGUACAGAGAGUCCUUGGACACAUGCCUUGGUACAUCUACAGGAGAGCCCAACUGGUAAUGAUACAGAUGUGGGGGAAGGUGAGAUCCAGCUGGCAGUCCCUCUAGAGAGAAGCCAAGCCUCUGUGGUGAUUGACAGCAAUACAGAUGGUGAGAAAGAAGUCUUAGCAGCACUCGCUUUGGCACAUCUGAAAGAGAGCCGAGCCACUACAUGGAACAGAGAUACAGAUUUGGAAGAGGACAGGGCCCAACCUGUGGCCCUUCUGGAGCAAAACCAAACCUCUACUGGGAGAGAUAGCGACACAGACAUGGAGGAGGAGGGGCUCCCAAUGGAAAAGAGAGGAACUGUUUUCAAGGGUCACACAGACCAGGCAUAUUCAGAAAAGAGGCAACCUCCUCCCCAAAACAGUGAUCUAGGGGUGGACAAAGAUAAGAGCUCACUUGGGGUCCAUCUGGAGAGAAGCCAAGCCUCUGCCACAGUGGACAUCAACAUACAAGUGAAGGAGAAAGUCCCACCAGGGUCAGCUGUUAUACUUGUGGAGAAGCAUCAGGUGCCUGUGGUAUGGACAGAUCAAACAGAUGUGGAAGUAGAAGAGGGCCAAGCGAAGCUGCCUGUGAUGCAUCUAGAGGAAGCCCAACCUCCAUCUGGGGACUGUGAGACAGAUGUGGAGGGCAUAUCCUUAGCAGCUUCAGUGGUGGCAGAUAUAAGAAAGAGCCAGCUUCCAGCAGAAGAGGAUGCUGGGGCAAAGAGGGCUGUAACUGUUCUUGAGCACAAGAGAGAUCUUGAGGCGAGGGCCCAGGGUGGGUCACUUGUGUCACAGGUGGAGCAGGAUCACCUCCCUGUCUCGAGGGAGGACAUUAAUGAUCUGGUGGUCACAGGCACUUCAGGGAAAUCCAUCCAGCCACAGAGAGAGGGAGCCCAGACCUCCAUAGAAAGGGAGAGAGAACCACAUAUGGACAGGACCCAGGACUCUGGAGACAACCACGGUGAUUCUGAAGACCUGGACCUACAGGCUACUCAGUGCUUUGUGGAGAGAGACAAUCAGAAUCUGGAAGCCCAGAGCAUGGAGGAUGAAGCCACCCAGGCGUUUCUGGUUACUCUACCCCAAGAGCCUGGUCCUUCCUGCUGUAGCUUCCAGGAUACAGGUACCUUGGAUGAGCCGUGGGAGGUCUUGGCAACACAGCCAUUCUGUCCGAGAGAGUCUGAGGCCCCUGAGCCCGAACCCAUUGUUGCUCCUCUUGAUGCCCAUGGAUCCUGCCUCUCUACACCUUGGACAAUACCACAAGGCCAAAAUCCAGGAAGCCCAGUUCACAUAGAGCCAUUGGGGAUUCAGGACAAAGGGAUGCAGACUAUGGAGAAAGACAUGGGGAUACCAAGAGAAGCAGCAGAGGGGGUGGCCCCUGAGAGAGGACCAUUGGACAGGGAAACUGAGAACCUGCCAUCAGGAGAACAAGAAGAUGUGAUAGGAGAAGAAGAGUUAACCAGAGGGAUACAGGUGUUAGCUAGAGAUACUCAAGGACAAGAGUCUGACCAAAAGGUGAAAAUUGCAAGUAUUAAAAGAAAUAUGGAGAGUUUGAACAUAGAAAUUGAGAUAACCAGGGAAAUACAAGAGAAAGAGAUAGAAAAGCAGAUUCUUGCAAGAGAAAUAUUUGAGAGAGAAACAGAGAAACUAGUACUAGAGAGAGAGGGUGAGCCAAAUGGAUUAGGAGUUGAGGUACCGGAAGUAAUACUGGAGAGAGGCCCACAGAGAGGGGAGACUGAGAAAGGGAGCCAGGACCAGGAAGGGCAAGCCUCCAGUCCAACACUAGAGCUUGAAGCAGGGACAGGCGGUCAUCAGGGACUUGCUUCAGCCUCAGUAGCUUCUGGGAGCCAGUCAGGUGGAGGAGAGGGAGUCCCAAUGAACCCCAGGAGGCAGCAGAGAGGCCACUUGACUUGUGAGGUGCCACCUGCUGAGAAGGCCUUCGGGGGUGAUCAGGAAUCCACAGAUGCUUGUCAGCCUCCUGCAGUGCCUGAAGCUUCAGCCCCACUCCAAAACCCCCUCCUCUUUCAGAGUCAAAAACAUCCUGUGCCUCAGCCCUUCUGUUCUUCCUCUCCAUCUUCUUUAGAGCCCAUUCCCAGGACCAGGCAAAACAGGAAUCAGAAAGUUCCAGAGACUCCCUUGCCAAAACCCAAAGUCAGGCUCCGAGGGUCCUCCAGGAAGACACCCUCUCCAGUUUCUUCUGUAGCCCUGGAACCUCAUACUGCCAUUCCCACAGACCAACCCCUCAGUGCUGAGCCCACAUCUCAGGUCACUCGGGGCAGGAGACGUAGGUCCUCUGUGAAGACCCCUGAACUGGUUGUCCCCACAGCCCCUGAGCUCCAGCCUUCCACUUCCAAAGACCAGCCUGUCACCCCUGAGCCCACAUCGCGGAUCACUCGGGGUAGGACACAAAGGUUCUCUGUCAAGGCCCCUGAACUAGUUGUCCCUACAGCCCCUGAUGUUGAGCCUUCCACCUCUAAAGACCAGUCUGUCACUCCUGAGCUCAUAUCUCAGGACAGGACACAUAAAUUUGUAAAAACCCCUGAACCGGUUAUUUCCAUAGCCUCUCAGCUCCAGCCUUCCACCUCCAAAGGCCAGUUUGUCAUCACUCAGUCUGUAUCUGGGGCUACUCAGGGCAGGGCACGUAGGUCUUGUGUCAAGACUCCCAAAGCAAUUGUCCCCACAGCCCCUGAGCCCCAGCCUUCUACUUCCAAAGACCAACCUAUCACCCCUGAGCCCACAUCUCGAGUCACUCGAGGCAGGACACGUGGGUCCUCUGUCAAGAUCCCUCCUGAAUCAACUGUCCCCACAGCCCCUGAACUCCAGCCUACCACCUCCAAAGACCAGUCUGUCCUCACUGAGCCCACAUCUGGGGCCACUCAUAGCACGAUACCUAGGUCUUCUGUCAAGAUUCCUGAGCUAGUUGUCCCAACAGCUCCUGAAGUCCAGUCUUCCAUCCCCACAGACCAGUCUGUCACUCCCAAACCCACAUCUCAGCGCAGGACAUCCAGGUCUUUUGUCAAGACCCAUGAACCAACUGUUCCCACAGCCCCUGAGCUCCAGCCUACCACCCCCAAAGGCCAGUCUGUCACCCCCAAACGUAAAUCUCAGGGCAGGACACCCAGGUCUUCUAGCAAGACCCCCAAACCAGUUGUCCCCACAGUCCCUGAGCUCCAGGCUUCCACCCCCACAGACGAGCCUGUCAUUCCCAAACUCACACCUCGGGCCACUCGGGGCAGGACACAAAGGUCCUCAGUCAAGACCCCUGAGCCAGUUGUCCCCACAGCCUCUGAGCUCCAGCCUUCCAUCUCCACAGAUCAGCCUGUCACCCCUGAGCCUACAUUUCGGGCCACUCGGGGAAGGAUACAUAGGUCCUCUGUCAAGAUCCCCCAACCAAUUGAAUCUACAGCCUCUGACCUUGAAUCUCUCAAUCCCAUAGAUCAACUGGUCACCCCUAAGGCUAUAGCUGAGGGUGGUCAGGGUAAGACACUAAGGUCUACAGUAAGUGCUGUGCCAGUUCUUACCACCCCUGAAUCCCAGAAUCCUGACCCCAUAGGCCAGCCUGUUCCCCCUGAGCCCAUCCCUCAAGCCAACUGCAGCAGUAAGCGGAGGGCCACAAGGAAGCAUGGGUCCUUCACAGCUCCCAUUGUCCAUGAGCCCCACUCUGCACCCCCUGAACCUAACUCUCGAUCCUCAAAGAACCAAAGACGAGCAGUGAGAGCAGUGGAGUCUCUUAGGACCAUUCCCGAGCCUGCUCUUGCCCAGCUUCCUGAGGCCCCCACUCAUGCUACCCAGAUCCAAAAGGUAGAGGCAGCAGGCAGAUCUGAGUUCACCCCAGAGCCCCAGUCUAAGCCCUCUCAGAGCCGCAAGAGGCCUUUGGCUACUGUGGAUUCACCCCCACUUCAAAAACGGCUCCAACAGAAGACCGUGUCCCUCCACAAAGAGGAAGAAGAUUCAGUAGAGAGCCCAAGGAAGGAUGAGGUUGCAGUGAUUCCAGGACCAGGCAAGAGAAAGAGAGACCAAACAGAGGAGGAGCCCAGGGGAAUCCCAAGCCGCAGCCUUAAGCGGGUCAAACCUAACCAAGAGUCCACAGCACCCAAAGUACUCUUCACAGGUGUGGUGGAUGCCCGUGGAGAACGGGCGGUGCUGGCCCUGGGUGGGAGUCUGGCCAGCUCAGUGGCAGAGGCUUCCCACCUGGUGACUGAUCGAGUCCGCCGCACGGUCAAGUUCCUGUGUGCCUUGGGGCGGGGGAUCCCCAUCCUCUCCCUGGACUGGCUGCACCAGUCCCGCAAGGCUGGUUGCUUCUUGCCCCCGGAUGAAUAUGUGGUGGCUGAUCCUGAGCAGGAGAAGAACUUUGGCUUCAGCCUUCGAGAUGCCCUGAGCCGGGCUCGAGAGAGAAGGUUGCUAGAGGGCUAUGAGAUCCAUGUGACCCCAGGAGUCCAGCCACCACCACCUCAAAUGGGAGAGAUCAUCAGCUGCUGUGGAGGCACUGUCCUACCCAGCAUGCCCCGCUCCUAUAAGCCUCAGAGAGUUGUGAUUACAUGCUCCCAGGACUUCUCUCGAUGCUCUAUUCCAUUUCGGGUUGGGCUGCCCAUUCUCUCACCUGAGUUCCUGCUGACAGGAGUGCUGAAGCAGGAAGCCAAGCCAGAGGCCUUCAUCCUCUCCACUUUGGAAAUGUCAUCCUCGUGAAAACAUCACCACAGUACUUACUGUUUUCCCUCCCAGACCAGUAAAUAAAGUGUUAGAAAAGAUUUGGAAGAAAGAACCUAGGGCUUUAGAAAGAAUUGGGGUAUACUGACCUGAUUUGUCUUGGAACAUGGGUGGGGCUAAAAAGGCUUAUGGAUAAACAAAAAGAUAGUGAGAUUUUAGCCACAGUUUUUUUUUUUCUGUUUCUUUUUUUUUUUUUUUUUUUUUUUAGUAAACAACCUAGUCUUUUAUUUGCCCAAGGCUGGCUGUUGCAGGCACUAAGGCCCCAAAACUUCCAGAAGGGAUGGAGGAGGGAGGGGCAAACCAUCCUGCCUACCAGGUGCUACCUGCCCCCAUCCUGCUUCCUGCAGGAAGCGGGAAAGGAGAUGAAGUCUACAUUUGUGCCAUCAAGUAUCAAGCCUGCUUUCAGAUACUAUAAAUACUCAGUUGCUAUUGAGGAGGAAACUGAGGCACUCUGACUCCCCAGGCCUCUAUCUGCCAGUCCAAGUUUUUGCCUGCUCUCUCUCUCCAGAAUGAGCUGCAGGCAGCCCUUUGCUGGGGGAGGGUCUCAGGAGCCCAUUUCGUGGCCUGUGUGUGGGGGAGAAGGCCAGCCAGUGUCAAGGGCUGGGGCAGCAGGAGGAGGGGUGUGUUUGGAAGAGAGCAGCUGCUAGGAGGGGGGAGUCAGCACUGAAUAAGGACCCCAGCUGGGGUUCCAUAAUGAUAUCAGUGGGGGACAGCCAGAGCCCUCUGCUCUCUAGAAGGGGAAACUGAGGCAGAGACCCCUCCCAUCUUUGAGAAGGGAGGGGCCUCCUAUAAGCUAUUCAGGUCUAUUUACCAUCUCCACAAAGACACUACAGCCCAGGAGUUGGAGCAUGUCAGUGGUCACUCAGUGUUUAGAUUGAGACACAAGGAGUGGGAGGCAGCUGGGUCACCUGAUGAGACACAGAUUUCUCAAAUGGCCACUUAGAGUUGGGUAAUCCCAUUCUCAGAUAUCAUAAGUGGCUGCCCUUAGCAGGACUGAUGUACUUACUGCUGUGUGGCACACAUGGUGUCCUGCCUCCUGUUUGGAAGCCAUCUCUCUCCCUCUUUGACUGGGAUUCUUAUUCAUCCUCUGAAAGAGAGUAGAAACAAUUUUAGUGUCAAGAACUUGAAGGGAUGCUUGGAGUGAGUAAAUUUGAGGUUGGAGGUAUGGAAUGCUACUAAAAUAUUUUCCUCUCUCCUCACCCCAUCUUGUUAGAAGUGUUCUUUAGUUUUGACUUUGAGCAGAUCUUUGCACUUUUCUGGCCUGCUUUUCCAGUAUUUAUAGAAUUAGAGCUUAGGUUUAAUUUCUGUGAUAAAUAAAUAUUCACUCUGUGCCUUA